AUGAUCUGCGGAGAGGGUGACUACGUUAAGAAGCCUUCUUACAAGAUUGUCCCCCACUUCCUGGGCUUCAACAUCCCCACCGUCUCCAAGUGGAUCCCCAUCUUCGGUAUCUGGGGUGCUGCUGCCGGUAUCGGUGCUCUCUUCCUCAUCGAGGGUGUUCCCCGAACCCGACAGGACAUUCUCUCCAAGAUCCCCAUCAUCGGUGAGCACUGGAUCCGAGAGAUCCCUGCUUCCGACAACCCUUUCUAA
Yarrowia lipolytica CLIB122 is the source of this 249-nucleotide messenger RNA. The record is from RefSeq and is a predicted model, not a curated record. NCBI's taxonomy places the organism in Eukaryota, Fungi, Ascomycota, Dipodascomycetes, Dipodascales.